Molecule: messenger RNA, 5152 nt
Organism: Leptidea sinapis
Lineage: Eukaryota; Metazoa; Arthropoda; Insecta; Lepidoptera; Pieridae
Product: major facilitator superfamily domain-containing protein 6
Exons: 10
Coding region: 255-2009 (584 amino acids)
Cellular component (GO): membrane
Molecular function (GO): transmembrane transporter activity
Source: RefSeq, a predicted model, not a curated record
AGUUUGAACUGUCUCAAGUCUCAACUCUCAUAUCAAAAAUGUAAACAAACGGGUUUACAUUGAAAAUAAAUACAGAUUUCGUGAUACCUGAUUAGAAUUUAGAAAGCAGUAGUGCUACUUUAGUUUUGAGUCCUAAUUACUGCUUACGUUGCGUUAACGUUCUAACAUGCGUAAAUAAAUGAUAAAUUGGAAUAUUCUAAAUGUUCCUGUGAAUUAUUUUUAAAAUCGAAUAGGGCUUUAUUAUAGUUUUAACUAUGAAUUUUAAAGUGGACAGGGGCUUAUUGCCCGUGAAAAUCCAUUUUUUCUUCUUCUUCGCUGCUCUGGGUCCACUGCUGCCGCAGAUGAACGUGUUCGGGAGACAGCUGGGAGUGUCGCCAGGUGUGAUGGGGCUGGUGACUGCAGUACUACCCCUGCUGUGGGCUGCAGCGAAGCCUAUAUUCGGAUAUGUCGUAGAUUUUUGGCCAAACCAUCGAAAACUCGUAUUUAUGCUACUCAUAGCUACAAUGUCCGGAUCAUACUGUGGCUUUUGGUUCCUACCUAUGCCUGAAGAACCCUCGAUUCCUGAACCUCUACUCGAAUCCAUAUAUCCACUAAACGACACGAUUUAUCUAAAGAAAUAUGAAAAGUCUGAUGACCUUAUUGACAGAUUCAACUGUCAUUGGAACUGCACUACGGAUAAAAAAUUCAUUGUCUACUUGUCAAAUGCUACGUACAUAAAUACGAUGUAUAUAGACGGUGUCGUGACGAAUACGACUUGCUCGCUCUUACAUAUGGACUUGGAUAGUGUGCGCGAGGGAGAUGUAACGUGUAUCCCAGGCAGUGAUUGUAAUUUGUUAUGCUACGAAGAAACAAUAGGGCUGUUAAAUGAGAGUGCUCGUAAUAUGUCGAGCUUGAAGACUGGUUUGGAUGGCAGCGAUGACGUAAUCAAAAUGGCGGAUGUUGAAGUUGAGGGUAGCUUUUAUUUGACUGUGACGUUUUGGGCAUUCGUGAUACUGAUGUGCUUGGGAACGGUCGCCUUUAACGUUGCAAAUUGUAUCGGAGACGCUGUGUGCUUCGAUGUGCUAGGUUCAGACAGAGGCUCCAGGUAUGGAUCGCAGCGUGCCUGGGGAACUGUGGGCUAUGGCGUGACGGCCUUAUUGGGCGGUUGGCUGGUCGAUGUCUACUCCGGGACCUAUAAGGACUUCACUCCGGCUUUUAUAAUUGCAAUUGUGGCUACUGCCGUUGAUCUGACUAGCUGCAGGGCGCUAACCCUACCCUCAUUAAGCAGUCCCGAUGAUGCGGGUAAGGCGUUACGCGACGUGUUGAAGAUACCGCGUGUCGUGGUGUUCAUUGUAUUCGCCGUGGUCGCCGGCACCUUUGACAGCUUCAUAAUAUACUACAUGUUUUGGUUCCUUGAAGAGUUGGCGGAGCAGACUGGUUCCAUGGCUCAAAUAAAGCUGAUAGAGGGCGUGGUGGUCGCGGCUGAGAGUUUCAUCGGGGAACUGUUGUUUUUCUUUUUCUCAGGUAAAAUUAUAAAAAAAUGGGGCUACGGCACCACAAUGACGUUCGCACUGUUCUGCUACGGUCUUCGGAUGGUGAUGAUAUCCUUGAUCCAGCAUCCCUGGCAUCUGGUCUUCAUUGAGAGUAUAAUGCAAGGGCCGACAUACGCUCUAUGUUAUUCUACCAUAGUGGGAUACGCGGCGCACGUCGCUCCCGAGGGAUACUCUGCUACCGUGCAGGGGAUAGUAGCAGGAAUGGACGACGGUGUUGGUUUUGCGCUCGGCUCCCUGGUGGGGGGUCAGCUGUACAGUCGACUGGGGGGGCGCGGCGCGUUCCGUCUGCUGUCAGUCGUCGCUGUGCUUGCGGCCGGGACGCACGCAUUUCUGUUCAACUCCGUCACGAAACGAGCGGCCGCACACAAGGAAAGGCAGCCAAUCUCACUAGAGGAAGGGGAGAAAAUGUUAGCCAUGCAAAGUGACGCCAUCUAUCGCGACACUGUGGUACCAAUCGAUGAUAAAACUCACAGUUGAAUAGACAAUCUGUUUUAUGUCAAUUAAUCUUGUAUUAGUUAAUUCAGAUUACCACAAACCUGUUGUAAUUAUAUUGUAAGGGCGAUUUCUUUAAUAAAACUAAUAAAUUAGAUCGGUGCACAAUUCAUGCAUUGCUCUUUUGUACAUUUUGGUGGCUAGAUGGCGCGGUUUGUGAUACUAUGUAAUUUUUGUGAGAUAUUUAGACUGAGAUAAUAGUACAGGAGCUGACUCAGAAGCCACCUUCACUGAUCUGUUUACUGGAUAAACAGUAUUUUAUGGAUAUAUUUAAUCUUAAAUUGGGCGUUUUGUCUAAAAAAAUAUUAUAUUUUUUUAAUAUCAAUCGUUUUAGAGACAAAUUACAUAUCGAAUGAAAGAAUGAAGCUUUAAGAAUAUGAAGAUGUUUGCUUGACUAUUUUUUCCGUUGUUACUAUCGUGUUGGUAAGUUUUAAACAGUUAAUACUAAUAAUUUGCACUCAUCUGUUUAAUAAUAUGAUAUAGAAAUAAUUUCAUUCCUAACACUGCAGCAGGAUUGGUUGGAAUCUGCCAAGGAGCUUGUAUUACUAAAGUAUAGAGAAGUUAUCUAUUUUCUAGGUUUUGUUAGUUUCUAACAAAAGUUCGCUAUAGAGUUGAAACAAUAAUUUGUCGUCAGACCAGAUAGUAUUGAUUUGCGGCGAUAGAACGCUCAUACGUACAGUAUUCUCGUGAUUAAAAGACUGUUUUAGAUACCGUAGCAUAUUAAUGAACUAUUUUUAAUUUACUUGAAUAAAAAAUUCUACUUAAAAGUUAGUAAAGUUUAAAAAGUUUGUUAAUCAAGUUAACAAUUCAUAAGUAAAGACUUAUGAAUUGUUAUAUAUCUCUCAAUGUCACAUUUUGAUUUAAAUUAUCGUAUUGUUAGAUUUGGUCUGUACGCCCCACUACGUGGAUAUCGAAGACACACUAAAGUAAGAUGUACGGAUUGCAAUAUAGUUCAGUUGAACUGAACAUAGUGAUUGUUCGGAUCGCGAAAUCGGUCUCUGCGGAAAAUUUUUUUUGAAUUCUAGUUGAAAUUAUAAUAAAUUAUAACCUUGGCAAUAUUUUUUAAGACAACUCAUUCUCAACAUAUUUUAAAUAUACUAAAAAAGAUACAAAAUUAUUUUCAUAUAUGAAACGGAUGAGUGAAGGUAGUUUCCUAUUUGGAUCUUAGACUAUGUAUUCACGGACGAGUAAAAAAAUAAGGACUACGUGUCACCUUACAUAACAGUGAGGCACCAAAACAAGCCGGUAAACUUGUAAGUACAUAGCCCCACGCACACACUUACACUAAUACAAGCCGAUCGGCCGCCAUUAUGAGAUUUGCCAUGGUCUGUGACAGAUCAGUUUGCGUCACAAUAAAAUAUUUUAAAAAUGCCGUAGUGCGUUGUGAAAAAAGUGUAAAAACAAUACUUUAAAAUUAUUUGUGGAUAUAUGAUUAUUUAAGGGAGAGAAAAUUGUGAAACUGGUAUACCCCGUAACCGCACACACUAGCAAAAAGGUGCUUCACUUGCUAAUAUCACGGCGCGGAGUCCUUCUAUAUUUACUAGUCCGUGUAUGUAUUAUGAUACGAUGGUAAAGGCAUUGUGAGAUCAUUCGACUGGAAAUUUUUAUAUAAUGUACGUAUAUCAUAUAAAUAAUGAAUUGAUAGAAUUGCCUGAGCGCUCAUUUUUGUAUUAAAUUAUGGAUGGAGUGCCAAGUAAGAAUAUUAUUUUUUAUCGUGACAUGUGUAAAUAAAGUACAUAUCAAGCUUUAAAUCGUGAAAUUACACCUUUUAUGUGUAAACAUGGCCGUGUAUAUAACCUGGUCGAUAUUAAACUGUUGUAUUUUUAUUGAACAUAUUAUAUUUUUAGUCAAAUGUUGCUAGAAUGAAAUUAAAUAAGUUGUGUAUUUUUUAUAAAUGUUUUAAAGUAAAGUUUAUGGGUACAAUUUUUUCGUGGUGAUCCUAUUGAGACGGCGUAAGCUAGAACUUUCUAGAACAACUUUUUUCAUUUUGUACCUGAUUGUUUGAAUGUGCCAUAGAUUGUAGAGGCUCGCUUUUUUGUUUAAAUAUAUUGUUUAUUCUAAUUGCAUUGUAAUAAUGCAGAUUAUUUCAUAUUUUAUUUCAUUUAUACAUGUACCUCAGUAUAUUAAUAUUAUAUAUAAUUAAAUGUAUGAUUGUGAUACGAACAAAAUAGUUAUCAAUUUUGAAGAUAUUUUUAAUCCUUUGUUUUAUAUUCCCAUGCAAAAGAUAGAAUUUAUUAUAUAUACUUCGCUAAGAAAUCCUCGAUUUUAAUCCUCCAUUACUUAUACUAAGGCCAACGAGACGGGAUAAAGAAUGUAAACAAAUGGACCAUUUCUGACCGAUUACUAUCUCUGUCCCUAUCACUCGUACGCACUAAUGGCGUCAGUUGGGCGAUGACAGCUGUCGUUGUGUGUUUCGUAGUUGUCAACAUUUGGUCCGCCAUUUUGUGGUCAAGUUCAUUCCUGUUUGGAUUGCGUUCGAAGUGAUUCAUAUAUUUUCGUUUCCAUAUAUAUUUACUUUGUUUUUUUUUAUUAUCAAUCAGUUGCUGUUAGUUUUCUUAUUGAUUUAUGCUGUUAUUGUGUUUAUUGUUGAUUUUAAUUGUGAAAUCAUGGGAGCUCUAGACAUCCUUUGAAAGAUUUAGAGAGAUAUAAUUGAAUUUGAGAGUUUUGUCAUAAAUACGGCCGAUUCGGACUCUUCCGAUGAAUCAUGUUUGUCUAAAACAGACGUCGGCUGCAGCGUUUAGAAUAUAGAAUACAUAAUUUGCAUAUAAUUUAUUCAAAUUAAAAUAUUUUGCAAAAGCCCUGAAACUUUGUUAAUAUUCUUUACCUCGUAUCGUUGGCCAUACUUUAGUCCGCCAUGUUUGGAAAUCCGCCAUAUUGGAUUUGUAAUGAAGAAAUUUUGAUCCACGCAAUGACUAACCAAUUUCGGAUCAAUAUGGGAUAGCUAUUUGAAAAGCCAAGAUUAAUCCUAGAGACAUAUUAUUAGUUAUAUCCCUGACUCGUUAUAUUUCGAAAUACAAUUUGAACGGACACUGGGAAACCGUAUUACUUAUUUUGUUAAAUAUUUUAUGUACAAGUUAUGACUAACGAUGUAUUCAAUUUGAAUUAUAAUUAAAGACUUUAUAUUUGAA